Messenger RNA from Scomber japonicus (chub mackerel), 1492 nucleotides. Its product is annotated as E3 ubiquitin-protein ligase RING2-A-like. Gene Ontology annotation, cellular component: PcG protein complex; ubiquitin ligase complex. NCBI's taxonomy places the organism in Eukaryota, Metazoa, Chordata, Actinopteri, Scombriformes, Scombridae. The transcript is spliced from 7 exons. Gene Ontology annotation, biological process: negative regulation of DNA-templated transcription. The record is from RefSeq and is a predicted model, not a curated record. Gene Ontology annotation, molecular function: ubiquitin protein ligase activity; chromatin binding. Bases 246 to 1481 code for a protein of 411 amino acids.
GCUGCAGCUAAAGUGAGCUAAGCUGCUGGGAGAGGAAAAUGUUGCGCUCUCGCUCUGUUUCCUCUUAUUUCUCUUUGACCGACCGUCAGAAAUACCUGAAAAUCACUCAGCCGACAGUUUAUUGACCGAGGCAGAAGAAAAGCAGCAGUGUGCGUUGUUGGAGGGUUUUAAAGAGGAGUUCUUUGUGUGCCUCUGUGUGUGUGUUUGUGAAGCUGUCAGGGAGGAUUUUGGGAAUUGAGACAGUCAUGGCUGCUCCUGUAAACAUCCAGACUCCCAGUAAGACCUGGGAGCUGAGCCUGUACGAGCUGCACAGGAGCCCUCAGGAGGCCAUCAUGGACGGGACGGAGGUGGCGGUGUCUCCUCGCUCUCUGCACAGCGAGCUCAUGUGUCCCAUCUGUCUGGACAUGCUGAAAAACACCAUGACCACCAAAGAGUGUCUGCACCGCUUCUGCUCCGACUGCAUCGUCACGGCGCUGCGAUCAGGGAACAAAGAGUGUCCGACCUGCAGGAAGAAGCUGGUCUCGAGGCGUUCGCUGCGUCGCGACUCAAACUUCGAUGCUCUGAUCUCGAAGAUUUACCCGAGCCGCGACGAGUACGAGGCUCACCAGCGCAGUGUCCUGGAGCGCCUCAACAGGCUGCACAACAAGGAGGCGCUGAGCUCCAGCAUCGAGGAGGGGCUCCGCCAGCAGGCCCGCUACAGGUCCGAGAGGAACCACCGGGUGAAGAAACCCACUCAGGAGAGCGACAACACCACCUUCAGCGGCGGUGAGGACAACGGUGACACACGCUCACACCUGUCCCAUGACUCCGCCCCCUCCCACGCCCCAAACGCCCCAGGUCAGACCCCAUCGGAGGCGGGGCCGAGCCGCAAGAGGCCGCGAGCAUCCGACGACGGCUCGGGGCCCGAGGCCGACAGCGGGAGCCCGACUCCUCCGCUGAGACGCCACAAAGAAGGACCGGGCUCGGAGAUAGAGCUGGUGUUCAGACCUCACCCCCAACUGGUCCACGGCCAGGACUACAACCAGACCAGGUACGUGAAGACGACGGCCAACGCCACCGUGGAUCAUCUGUCUAAAUACCUCGCUCUGCGCAUCGCUCUGGAGGACCGACACACCGACAGAGAGGCUGAAGACCAACGGAAAGAGGAGGGAGGAGGAGGAGGAGGAGAGGAAGGAGCAGCAACAGGAGGAGGAGGAGGAGGAGGAGGAGGAGAACCUGGAGGGACUACAGGAAGUGGAGGAGAGGGGUCGAGUCUGAGCGACAUCAGUGAGAAACAAUACACCAUCUACAUCCUGACGAGAGGAGGACAGUUCUCUACUCUGAACGGCUCUCUAACUCUGGAGCUGGUUAAUGAGAAGUACUGGAAGGUCAGGAAGCCUCUGGAGCUUUACUACGCUCCCACCAAAGACCCCCAACAGCCACCGCCGCCCCCCCAGCUGCCCCCCCCACAGAAGUCCCCUCCCAUACAGAGAGAGGGAUGAAGAGGACGAGG